AGUUAGCAGCCAGCUAGCAGCCAGCUAGCUGUUUUCUGUAUUAUUUUCUUAUUUUUUGUGUGUUGUUGCAUAUGCAGAGAGAUGUGGUUUAUUUAUUUACUGAGCUGGCUGUCGUUGGUGAUUCAAAUAUCCUUCGUCACUCUAGCAAUAGCGGCUGGCCUGUACUACUUGGCCGAACUAAUAGAAGAAUACACAGUAGCCACCAGUCGAAUUAUAAAGUACAUGAUACUGUUCUCGACAGGUGUGCUGGCAGGUCUCUAUCUUUUUGAGGGUUUCCCAGUGCUGAUGGUGGGAGUCGGCCUCUUCACAAACCUGGUGUAUUUCGGCCUCCUGCAGACCUUCCCCUACAUACUGCUGAGCUCCCCAAACUUCAUCCUCUCCUGUGUGUUGGUGGUUGUGAACCACUACAUGGCCUUUCAGUACUUUGCACAAGAGUAUUAUCCAUUCUCAGAGGUGCUGGCGUACUUCACCAUCUGCCUAUGGGUGAUUCCCUUCGCCUUCUUUGUGUCACUGUCAGCGGGAGAAAAUGUGCUUCCAUCCACCAUGCAGCAAGGAGAUGAUGUCGUGUCUAAUUACUUCACCAAGGGCAAAAGGGGAAAGAGAUCUGGGAUCCUCCUCGUGUUCUCUUUCCUCAAGGAGGCAGUGCUGCCCAGCCGACAGAAAAUGUACUGAGGAGCUGGGACUCGGGGUGCAGCCUCAGGGGUUCAGGGGUUUGUGAGUGUGUGUAUGUGUUGGAGAUCAACGGGAAGCAGGAAGGACAAUGGAAAUUGUUUCUGGAUGGGACUAAAACGAAGCAGUGGUCGAAAAGGGGAGGAAAAGCACACAAAAAAGGACGGACCAAUGAACAGAUCAGAGCUUCCUGCUGGACGAGCCAACAAGUUUACACAGGCCAUGUUCGUCUGUCUUUGUCUUUCUGUCUGUCUGUACUGACUGCCAACAACACCGACUGGAGACCUCGUUGUGGGGAUCUUGUCCGUAGCGCAAUGCUUUCUUAUUGUCAUGUUGGACUCCAUUUUUUUAAGCUUUAGUAUUAAAGUAUGUAUGUGCAGGGUUUGAAAUUAACAACCACCAAAUACCUGUAAGUUUCGACUUGGGUGGGUCAACCAUUAUCCGUUUUCUUCUUGAGAUGACAUCAUCUGUCACGUGUGUGUCGUAGGUCUCACACUUCAUCUAAUUCAGUACUCAAAGUAGCACUAAAGACAAAAUACAACCAGUUACAACUUUUUCUCUGACGAAAAGGACGGGCUGGAGAUGACUGAGACAUCUUAAAGGUACUUUAUGGCUGAUUCCUGCUGUCCAUGCUUGGGCUGUGAUGUGAAAUGAUCCUGGAAAGGAUAGUGGAUAAGAUAAAUCACCAACAGGAAAAAUGACACAGGUCACUACGAAAAGGGCCUAAUGGGAUAAUUUUAAAUGAGCAAUCCAUAAAGGUGUAAGGACUCUGCAAAGACGUCCUGUCCUUUCCAGGGUGUGACAUGGUUCACAUGCUGCAUCACAUCACUGAAAAGGACUUAAAUAAAGGCAUUUAUGAAGGUUUACUUGUAAUCCUUAGGGAUCUUCUCUACUGUGGAUCACCAACAUUCAGCCAUAAAAAGGUGGCACUGGAUUUGUGUUGUUUCCACCUGCUUCUACACAUUCAUUAAUCACCAGCACUCUAGUGUGCGACCUGCCUGUGUCUCUCUUUUUUUUUUUGGACUGUUUGUAAGAAUUCAUAGUAAUAACAAACUGAUUUUUUGUACAUUGAUCCAAGAGCAACCUGACAUCAACUAGAAAUGUAAACACUUCUGAAGAUCGAACCUGUGCAAUGACUUUUUUUAAGCUUUCUGGUGUUGGGGGGGACAAAAGCUGCUCAAAGUGCUUUUAUGAAAGACACAUAAAAGAGGCCGAAAUUCUUUUUACCAAUUACUCAGUGUGAUUCAUCGUAGGCUGGUAUGCACACACCUGUGUAAUAAAAGAUUUUGUCGAAAUAA
Molecule: messenger RNA, 1967 nt
Organism: Stegastes partitus (bicolor damselfish)
Lineage: Eukaryota; Metazoa; Chordata; Actinopteri; Pomacentridae
Gene: tex261
Product: testis expressed 261
Exons: 6
Coding region: 82-672 (196 amino acids)
Biological process (GO): endoplasmic reticulum to Golgi vesicle-mediated transport
Cellular component (GO): COPII-coated ER to Golgi transport vesicle; Golgi membrane; endoplasmic reticulum membrane
Molecular function (GO): COPII receptor activity
Source: RefSeq, a predicted model, not a curated record